Heterotrigona itama is the source of this 199-nucleotide messenger RNA. The record is from the annotation of a GenBank genome assembly. NCBI's taxonomy places the organism in Eukaryota, Metazoa, Arthropoda, Insecta, Hymenoptera, Apidae.
AUGCCAAAACUUCAGUGCAAAAAUUGUCAAUACAACAACGUGCUAGAAAUUCCCAAUGGAAACUACCUUCUCGAAAGAAGUUCAAAAACGACUGCGUGAAGCGAUCGGAUGGGAAACCGGGCUGGUUUCGAAGACGCUUGGAGAGAAGGGGAAAAAAAAAAGAAAGAAAAAAAGAGGCACGUCGUUGAUGGAAAGCUGA